Messenger RNA from Bursaphelenchus xylophilus (pine wood nematode), 1876 nucleotides. The record is from the annotation of a GenBank genome assembly. NCBI's taxonomy places the organism in Eukaryota, Metazoa, Nematoda, Chromadorea, Rhabditida, Aphelenchoididae.
AUGGCGUACAUUAUUUCUGUCGAUGUUGGUACAACAACGAUGAGAUCAUGUUUGUAUUCAAGCGUUUGUCAAUUAAUAAAGACGUUUGAGAAAACUGUAAAUUUUGUUUUUUUUUUAUUUAAACUAUUGUAAUUAUCCACAGAUACAACUAAUAUACGUUGAGAAUGAAGACAAGUCGAUAUCUGUGGAGAUGGAACCAGAAAGGCUAUGGCAAGAUUUUUUGGAACUCAUUAAGGAUGGAGGUAACGCUAAAAUGAAUUGCCGGACAAGCUUUUUUAGUUGCUUAUCUUAAUGGUCAAGACUUGGGAAUUGCACUUUGCACCCAGCGUAAUACGUUUAUAUCUUGGGACAAGUAAGCUGAUAUCAAGUACAAAAUUAUCUUAGAGAGUCUCUGCAACCAUGCCACAACUUAAUUACUUGGAAGGAUGGCCGGGCUAAUCGAGUGUGCGAAGAAUGGAAUCAAUCGUGCACUAUCAGAGCAAUCAGAGCCGGUGGAUGGAUCGGGUCGAAAGUAACAGGGUCGGCACGGUUUAAAGCCGCCGGUGGUUUUAAAUUCUUAAAUGCGAUGGUGUCACAUCGGUUUAUGGUUCUUUUGCAAUCUGUGGGUGUCUAAACCUUCGAAAAUGACAUAUUUAAUGACAUUACAGGAAGAAAAAAUGCAAAAGCUCCUGAAUGAGGACCGUUUAGUUAUGGGGACGCUGGACACGUGGCUGAUGAACAGACUAUCAAAAGGAAAAUAUCAUAUAACAGAACCGUCCUGCGCGUCUUCCACGGGAUUAUAUGAUCCAUUUAUUCGUGACUGGGGUCGCUCAAUCCUUAAGAUUAUCGGAUUCCCAUUAAGCGUUCUACCCAGCCUUGUCAACACCGCAAAGGACCCCUUGUGUAUUUGCAACGCAUCUUUGCUUGGAAAGGAAUAUCCAGUUUGGAGCACGGUAAUUUUUGAAAUGCUUUAUUUUAACGUUCUUCGAGAUGGGAGAUGCGCAAGCAGCGAUUCUUGGUGCAGGGGUAACAAACAGCAGGUUUGUGAAAGUCUCACUAGGCACGGGAACCUUCGUAAAUGUACUCACAGAAAAGGCGCAUCCCACUUUUAACGGCAAGUCAUAUUAUAACUUUAGUCAUCGCCACUUAAAGGUGUAUACCCACUAGUGGCUUGGAAGAUUGGAGACCAAUUUAAGUUUACAACGGAAGCUCGGUCAAAUGACACUGCCACUUGCAUACGAUGGGCUAAGAUUUCUGGCUUCUUUGAAGAGAUAUCGGAGUUGGAUUCUCUUACAAUUGACGAAAAAGAUCACGGGCUCCAUUUCAUUCCCGCAUUCAGUGGGAUCCAGACACCUGUUGACGACGGCAAAGCAAUCUGCGGGUUACUCGGGAUAAAGCCUACCACAAACAAGCGACAGAUUCUGCGAUCAGUUGUCGAUUCGAUAUCAUUCAGGGUCAAACAUAUCUGGGAUACCAUCUUGAAAGAGGUACGGGAGAUUCAACCCGAGGCUUUUCGGUAGGUGCUAGACAUUAUGAAUUAAUUAUUAAGAUGUAAGACAAGAAGAAUCAGUUUAGGGUGUGCGGUGGUGUGGCCAAGAAUUCAAUAAUAUGCCAACAAAUAGCCGAUCUGGUGAAGGUUAGGGUCGAGAGAGUAUCCGAGCCAGAAUUCGCUUCGGCCAAAGGAGCCGCUCUCAUGGCUGGGAUUACUGCUGGUAAUUUUCAAAUCUCAAAAAAUUAAUUAAUCUCUACAGGAUUAUGGAAUUUAUCUGAAUGUGAGAACUAUGUCAAUGUCGAAGAGAUUUUUUACCCAUCACCGAAUACACAACUUUUUCAACAAUAUGAGCAAUGGAUCCACGCAAUGGAAAGAUGUCUCAACUUUUAUGAAACUGACAAAUAG